Messenger RNA from Aspergillus pseudoviridinutans, 999 nucleotides. RefSeq names its product fungal specific transcription factor domain-containing protein. Gene Ontology annotation, biological process: positive regulation of transcription from RNA polymerase II promoter by galactose. The coding region runs from base 1 to 999 and encodes 332 amino acids. The record is from RefSeq and is a predicted model, not a curated record. The transcript is spliced from 2 exons. Gene Ontology annotation, cellular component: nucleus. NCBI's taxonomy places the organism in Eukaryota, Fungi, Ascomycota, Eurotiomycetes, Eurotiales, Aspergillaceae. Gene Ontology annotation, molecular function: RNA polymerase II cis-regulatory region sequence-specific DNA binding; DNA-binding transcription factor activity, RNA polymerase II-specific.
AUGACCUUCGGGCGACCGCCAGCGAUCCCCGACAGUUAUGUUCAGCUGGACCUCCCUGUCGUCGAUAGUAUUGGCCAGGGCCAACCGUUCGUCGACGACAAGACCAUCCAUCACAGCAUCCAGUUCUUUAAUAGCACCAUGUCAGUUCACCCCACACUUCCCCAGGUCGACUGCCCGCACCGACUGACCCUGACUAGAACCCUGUACAAGCAAAUGGGCAACAUCAUUGACCAGGUCUACGGCCAGAAUUUGGGCUGUGGCCCUGGCCUGUCGGUUGGUGAGACGGUGGGCCGGGUGCUGUCGAUCGAGAAUCAGCUGUUCUCGUGGGUCAUGGCGCUUCCGGAGUGCCUUCGUCAAUUAACGCUGCAGGGGCUGCGCGAGGAAAUCAAGCAGUCAGAGAACCGGCCGCGGCCGUUCUCCUUGAAGUUUCGGGUUAUCCUCACCCUACGAUAUCUCCACGUCCAGAUCCUACUGCAUCGGCCCAUCCUGGUAAAGUUUCUCGACGCGAGCCUCGCGCCCGGUCUGGAGCCUAGCCAAGAGCGCAUUCUGAAUGACAUCGGCUACAGUAGCAUGAACAAGUGCGUCGAAUCGGCCAUGGGUAUUAUCGACAUCAUCCACGAACUGGUUUCUGCGACAGGGUGGCAGCGCGAUCUUCUAGGGGCGUGGUGGUACUCCCUGUAUUAUACCUUCAAUGCGGCACUGGUCAUUAUCGGGGCCACCUGGGUGCAGCGCACAAGGCAGUCGGCCCAAGAUUCCCCGGUGCACCAGCCCGCCAAUAUCCAGCUCUAUCCUGGUCACGCUGUCGCAACUCUGUGUCGACUGGAUACGGGCAAUCGGAUGGUGGACCGCUGCAGAUACUACCUUGAGCAAUUGAUCUCUGUCCUCCGUUUACAGCGUAAGGGAUUCCGUGCAACCCCGGUGGACUUGAUGACGCUAAUCAGAUUUCACAGCGGAGGACCCAGUUGGUACUACCAUGAGGAGCCUCACCCCGGGCUUUAA